AUGACUAUCACCGUCACACCGGUCAAGGCUCUCAACCCACCGAAUUCCAACUCUGCCGACAAUGUUCCAAGACCCCUGACGAAAGAAGAGCUCUGGUCGGCAUGGGAACUCUGCCCUCUCCCACCAUAUCUUCAAGUGGCCGAGGACGACUUUGAUAUCCCGACUAGAUACCCAUCCCUCCGACUCACGUAUGAACUCGUGCCCCCCGCCAUCGCUGCUGAGAACCAUGCCAUCCGCCUGUUCCAGGUCCACAUCCGCGAUCAAAUCCUACGCUUCUGCGCUCCCAAUGCUGAUCUUGGAGAGUGGUUAAGGUCCUUCCUGUCUUGGAGAAACGGAAGAAAAGGGAGAAGAAGACCACGGGAGGAUUCGUUAGGGCUGUCGAUGGCUGAGGAUCAUUGGGUGCAAGGGGCAGAUUCAGCGUUUCGUUCGGGUGACCACAAAACAGCCUUAUGGAAAUACGCUACCAAAUGGUCUUACAUCCUUCCAUUCCAUACCGACGCUUUCCCCUCGGGUCAUCCCCUGCGACAGAAGAUCGGCGAAUUUGAAUCGUCUUUGUUCAACCACCUAAGCGCAUGUUUCUACCAACUAUCGCAAGACGGGGAUGAAGGCGAAGAAGAUGAGAUCCUCCGCUAUUUUGUCGACAUGUCUGUUAAAUGCGCGUGGGUGACCAUUCAUCAUCGUCAGUUCGCAACCGUGCGUUCAGUGUAUGAAGCUACUCGGAGGAUAGCCGAUCUCUUCAACCAACAUUUCCACGACUCAGAUUUCUCGUCCUCGUCCUCUUCUUCCUCAAUUGGCGACAAUGACUCGUCAAUAGACAACGACUUUAACGUCCAAGCUCUUGCCCUGGAAGACAUCGACAAAGAUCUCAUAUUCGGCAACCUGGGAGAUGAGAAGAAGACCGUGCUCGGGAGUCUGGGUCCGGUGCACUGGGAGAGUUCUCGUGGGGAGGCUGCGGAUUUUCUCGAAAUGUUUCCGCUCUGGGAUCGGAACCAGAGUGGAAAAGAGGACGCAAGGGUGAUACCCGAGAGCCUUUCGCACGAUGGCCUUUGGUCAGCUUGGGCUCUUACCACAAGCCUUGCGGACAAUGACAAGUCAAUCUCUCACCAUCCUGGGUUUUUGGGCUCUUGGCUAAUGCUGGGAACAGUGCCGCGAUUAUCUGUACUGCACAACUUCACCUAA
This is a messenger RNA of Cryptococcus amylolentus CBS 6039, 1179 nucleotides long. RefSeq lists its product as hypothetical. NCBI's taxonomy places the organism in Eukaryota, Fungi, Basidiomycota, Tremellomycetes, Tremellales, Cryptococcaceae. The record is from RefSeq and is a predicted model, not a curated record. The transcript is spliced from 6 exons. The coding region runs from base 1 to 1179 and encodes 392 amino acids.